This is a messenger RNA of Mytilus trossulus (common blue mussel), 7945 nucleotides long. RefSeq lists its product as uncharacterized. Bases 109 to 1299 code for a protein of 396 amino acids. The transcript is spliced from 5 exons. NCBI's taxonomy places the organism in Eukaryota, Metazoa, Mollusca, Bivalvia, Mytilida, Mytilidae. The record is from RefSeq and is a predicted model, not a curated record.
CCUCAUUGGCAUUGGCAAUGAUUAAAUGACAGGGAACCAGUCCUCUGAAACCUCAUACGCACUCCAUGCCGAGCAGACACGCCAAAUACAUAAAUACAUACAUGCAAGAUGGAUAAAAGAAAAGCGUCAUCAUCAGAAGAGUCUCAGUACGGCAGCAAACUGUCAUCCCCAGAAAGCAAACGACUAAAAUCAUCUGACUUCAGAACAGAAGAAUUAAUGGAUAUUGGUCUAUUUUUUGCAGAUAAUCCGAUUACUGUGUUGGAGUUAAAAGAAAAGCUUAAACUUGCACUGGUAAUAUUUCCACAAAAUGACAGAAAAAGUCGUAGGAAUCUUAGAAGUAAAACUGGAGAAAUACCGACGUGUAUAGAGUCACUUUGCAAGUUUACAAAAGAGCAUGUAACUUUUUCCCUGGAGGAUGUUGAUUGGAAUAAGAAAGUAACAUUAGCCCCAAAAUUUCAAAAUGAACUUAAAGUAUUUGAAAGAGAAGCGAUCAAAGACCUCCAGGAGGCAAAAAAACAUUUAAUGGAAUUUUCCGAAGAAAUUCUGAAUGGUGAGACUGAUGAGUCUGGUCUGAUGGCUGACAAACUUGGUAAAAGAAUGUUUUUGGAUUGGUCUAAGAAUACAUCGAGAUUUCUUGCUGAGAUAAAGAAAGUCCUAGAAAAGUUAGGUUUACCAUUGGAAGUACCACCUGAACCAAUUAGAGAUAAAAUUGACGAAGUUAUUUUAAGGGAAAGUGUUUUCACCAGUUUGUUCAUGAAGUUUACAGAAAUCUUUUUCCUACAGCCAGACAUUGGAGAUAACCGAAAGAUUUCUAUAAAGAUAAGGAAUAAGUCUGUUGGAUGUAUUCCUGAUGUAAGAUUUUAUCAACAUAUACAUAAAUCCGAAGAAGGAAGAUCCUGUUUGUUGUUAAUGCUGGCUGAGGUGAAAAAAGAUGCAUUAAAGAUGCAAGAUGAUAAUGAUGACGCCAAAACCCCUUGGAUAGAAAAACAUUUAAAAAAGCAGGUACUUGGACAGAUUGGAUCACAGCUUUUAUCAGAAUGUUGGCACUCUGUGUUUGUUCCUAAGAGUCUAGGUAUUGUUUGCAUGGGGACAGAGAUAAUUUUUCUGUACAUGGACACAGAGUUCAACCAUUAUGAGGCAUUGAUGGCAAACAACAUAACAGACAGUCAUAGGUCAACAAUAUACUACACAAAAUCGUUUGAUAUAAUGAAAAUGGAGUCUAGAAAUGAGUUAGUUGAUUUUUUAUUCUGGUUGGGGUGUUUACAGAUACAAGAUUUUAAUGAAUACUUUUGUGUUUAAGAUCUUAAGGUUAUGAUAGAAAUAUCAUGGUUCUGGUACAGUGAUAUUGUUUGCCUUAAAUUAGUGCAGAAUAAAGGCUUUUUCCCCCAGAGAAGAAUCCCAAUUUGAAAAAAAAAAUGGCGUAAAAUUAUUCCCAAAAAGACAACUUCUUUCCCAAACGGUGCAGUUUCAGUAGUAAUUGUGCACGAAUAUAAACUGAAAGACACUCAUUUAUACAUUUUUCAUGCCUAAAAUGAGUAUAUGUGCAGAUUUGAGGGUCUAUUUAUGUAUCAUCACUGACAAAAAGGGGUGUUAUUUCAAAGCAGGGUUUGACUCUUGAAAGGGGUCUGUAAAUUGAAGUUUCAGUCAAAUUCAUGGUUUAUUCUAAAUUUUCCAAAUGAAUGAAAAUUGAGCAUAUUUUUCCAAUAAAAAAGGGUAGAGGUAGUUUUGAAUAAAGCCAACACUAUAUCUGUGGUAAAAAAAAGUGAAGCAACUGGUUAAUUGACAUUUUAUCCAGUGAACAAAAACUGGAUCUGGUUAGAAUCUGGUUUUUUACUUUUUGUAAGGUUGUGUGGUGUGCAUAUUAGGGUUACAAAUGUAGUGGGAUAAGGAAAAAUAGUCAGGUUUUGUUUAUUUGAUAAAUGAUAAAUGCCCCUGCCACAGUGGGAGACGCAUUCAGUGUAACCCAUGUCCGUACGUUCAUCAGUAUGUAUCUCUCAAAAUUUGUUUUCCAUUCUCUUACUUUAGUUUCCCUCAACCAAAUAUUAUAAAUUAGUUACACAAUGCUUUUUACUUUAAAAUACAUAUCAUACUGGAAUUUGGGUGGCGUUUACUUUUACCUAGGUAUUCCCAUUUUUAAUGAUAUGCAAGUACGGCAUCAUCUGUGACCCAUAGACACAUUCUCCUUUUUUUUUUUUUAAUACUAAGGAUGUAGGCCGUAGUAUAAUCCACACAUUCCUCUUGCUUAAUGACACCAAUCAUAUUGCUGUACAUAUUUAAAAUUUAAAAACAAAUAACAUACAGUUUAUAUAUAUAGACUUUCAUUGUUGUAUUCAUUUUUUUUUUCAAUUAAAUUUUUUCCCAGCCUUCCAAGAUUUGAUCUGCUUAUAAAGUAAUGUCAAUAAUCUUUUCUAGCCUCAUUGGCACAUAUUUUUGAAGCCUUAAAGUAUAAUACUGUGAAAGUACUUUAAUUUCAUGGGUAUCAAUUUUCGUGGUUUGAGAAAUAUUAACAUGUUCUUGGGUUUUUAAAUUCGGGGUUUUAGUUUUCUAAAAAAAAGAAAUUGAAAAAUUAAAGCCUUUAGAAACGCUGUGUAAAUCAUAGUGAUAACACUAAUUAACACAAGAUAAAGUGUAAUUAGGCCAUAACCAGAAAUCAGUAUCAUUAACAAAUGCUAUAAACGUAUCUUGAAUUGUCAAAUAAUUCUUAUCAAAAUAAAGCCCAGCAUGAAAUUAUUAUUUCCCAUAUGUACGAGAACUUUGAGGAUUUAAAAUGAACACUUUAUCAUACGAGCAUAUCAAUAAUGGAAAUCUGACUUUCAUCGGAAAAAAAAUAUUUUUAUGAGAAUUAAAAGAUCAAAAGUUGUACAGUUUAGGUUAUUAAAGAUUAAAUUGGUAAAAUCCUGCAUGCAGUUGUAGUUCUGUGACUGCUAUUAAAGUAUUUUUAGAUUCAAGGUUAUUCAAUAUAUUUUCUAGAUCAUAUCAGAAGUCCAACCUUCAUGGGGAUCUUUCCAUGUCUUGAUUCGCACAAUGGUUGUUUUAUUUCGAUGGACACUUAAAUUUGUAGAAAACAAUCAUCAACGAAAACCGUGAAAAUUGGUACCCCAUGAAUUAAAGUACUUUCACAGUAUAUAUAAUUUUUAAACAUAUUUCAGCUUUCAUGUUAUGCUUUAUAAUGUUGCCGCAUAAAAACAAUCAAAUUCUUUAAUUUUUCAUGCCCAUUGUGCUUAAUUGCUAUGUGAAAGUAUUUCAAAACCUGAUUAAAAAAACAAGUGUCAUCCAAAACAGUUAUAGGUGAUAUUUCCUGUUCCCAAUCUCUACACCCUUAAGUUGUUUAUAUUUCAUAUAGCCAUUGUAUAUAAAUACUGUGGAUUAAGAUAUUUAUUUUGAUGUUGAUAGUGUUCCUGAAAAAAUUCCAUUAAGUUUGAACACACUAUGUCAAAAUUUACAUUUUAUUAGCUCACCUGGCCUGUGAGGCCAAGUGAGCUAUUCUCAUCACCUGGCUUCCGACUUCUGUUGUAGUCGUCGUUAAUUUUUUACAUUUUGAAAUUCUUCUAGAGAACCACUGAAUGGAAUUGAACCACACAUGAAUGUUCCUUAUGAGGUGUUGACCAAGUAUUGUUACUUUGUAGCCAAUCCAUCAUCCAAGAUGGCCACCAGUGUGGGACUUAGUUUAACAUAGGACCCUAUAGGAAAUACAUACAAAUGUCUUCUUUUAGAGAACCACUAGAUGAAAAGAAACCAAACAUAGCAUGAAAGUGUCUUAUGACAUGCUCACCAAGUGUUGUUUCUUUGUAGCCGAUCCAUCAUCCAAGAUAGCCACCAGUGAGGGACUUAGUUUAACAUAGGACCCUAUGGGAAAUACAUACAAAUGUCUUCUUAUAGAGAACCACUGAAUGGAAUGAAUCCAAACAUAGCAUGAAUGUUUCUUAUGAUGUGCUGGCCAAGUGUUGUUACUUUGUAGUCGAUCUAUCAUCCAAGAUGGCCACUAGCAGGGGACUUAGUUUAAUAUAGCACCCUAUAGCUAGGAGAAGUGCAUACAAAUGUCUUCUUUUAGAGAACCACAGAAUGGAAUGUAAUAUUAAACCAAUUUGGCCUCAAUCAUUAUUUAAGUAUCUGUUAUGAUUUUAUCUGUUUUUAUAUGAUUUCAAAAGCCCAAGUAAGAGGUGAGCGACACAGGCUCUGGAGAGCCUCUAGUUUAUUAAUGUCAUAUAUAUAGCUUUGUAUGAAAUAAUCGUGAAAUCAUAUAUAUAUAUUUAACUGAAUUUUUUCUAGAUCUACAAAUGCAAUUAUCAAUGCAUGAAAGAAUUUCUAAUUUUUUUAUUGGAUCAGUAUCAUUAUAAAGACCAGUGGUCCAUGUAGUUUUCAUUUGUGGUUAAGAAAUAAUAUCAAGUGUAUAUGAUCAUGACCUGCCUACAAUCUUAGAGGGUCAUUAUGUUUUCAAGUCUGUUGGUCCAUUUGUUUGUCUGUCUUUCCUGGGUCAGGUUUAAGGUUUUGGUCAAGUUAGUUUAGAAUAAAGUUGUCGUCACAUGUUCCUUAUGGUGCAAUCCUUCUAAAUUUUAUGCCAAAGUUUGUUUCAUUGUACCUGAAAAAGGACAGUCUUAGUGUGAAAUCUUGUCCUGUAGACACAUUUUUGUAUAUCUUUAGCUCACAUGACCUACAGGGUCAAUUGAGUUUUUCAUUAUCUUAUCAUUUGGCUGCAGCAGAAUCUCCUGAAACUUUGUCACAAUCAUAGUUUUGGAAUCUUGUUUUAAAAUUGUGCCACUGCCACAGUUGGCAAUCAACAUUGAAUUUUGUCAUGAAUUAUAUAUGUCAUCUGCAAUGAUGAACAGUUUCAAUUGUUGAAUAUGCUAAUAGACCAAUGUUAGCUACACAGGUUAAAAUGAAUUGUAAAUAAAUCGAUUUAGGUUACAUUAACCAUGUAAACUAUGAAUUUAAAAUGAUUUUUGUCAAAACAUAUGAACUUGUUCAAACUUUGUUAUAUACAUUGUAAUCAAUAUUUAUAUAUUUAUUUGUCCAUUACAAAAAGUUCUUAAACUCAAGUUUGCCUUUACCAAAUGUUAUGAAACUUAUACCAGUGAUAAUUAGCAUUUUAUUAUAAGACCGCAAAAAUUGAAAAUUUGGUCGUAUAUUAGUAUCACGUUGGCUUCGUCAUCUGCGUCGUCGUUGUCCGAAUACUUUUAGUUUUCGCACGUUAACUUUAGUAAAAGUGAAUAGAAAUCUAUGAAAUUUUAACACAAGGUUUAUGACCACAAAAGGAAGGUUGGAAUUGAUUUUGGAAGUUGAGGUCCCAACAGUUUAGGAAUAAGGGGCCCAAAUAAGCAUUAUUCUUGGUUUUCGCACCAUAACUUUAGUAUAAAUAAAUAGAAAUCUAUGAAAUUUAAACACAAGGUUUAUGACCAUAAAAGGAAGGUUUGGUUCGAUUUUGGGAGUUUAGGAAUAAGGGGCCUAAAGGGUCCAAAAUUGAACUUUGUUUGAUUUCAUCAAAAAUUGAACUUAACAAAAAUUGAAUCCUUGGGGUUCUUUGAUAUGCUGAAUCUAAAAAUGUACUUAGAUUUUUUAUUAUUGGCCCAGUUUUCAAGUUGGUCUAAAUCGGGGUCCAAAAUUUAACUUUGUUUGAUUUCAUCAAAAAAAUGAAAAUUUGGGGUUGUAUGAUAUGCCAAAUCUAACUGUGUAUGUAGAUUCUUAAUUUUUGGUCCCGUUUUCAAAUUGGUCUACAUUAAAGUUUAAAGGGUCCAAAUUUAAACUAAGUUUGAUUUUAACAAAAAUUGAAUUCUUGGGCUUGUUUGAAAUGCUGAAUCUAAACAUGUACGUAGAUUUUUUAUUAUGGGCCCAGUUUUCAAUUAAGUUGGUUCAAAUCAGGAUCCAAAAUUAUUAUAUUAAGUUGAUUAACAGUUGCUUGGGCAAAAUUUGUGAAAUUUUUAAUAAUUAUAGAAUUCCUAUUUUAAGAAACAGUUUAUAUGCAUAAAUUAUUUUAAAAUUGAAGGAAAGGUUCUACAUAUUUUUUCAUUUGAACAUUAUCUGAUUUUUAGCUCACCUGGCCCGAAGGGCCAAGUGAGCUUUUCUCAUCACUUUGCGUCCGUCGUCGUCGUCCGUCGUCGUCCGUCGUUAACUUUUACAAAAAUCUUCUCCUCUGAAACUACAGGGCCAAAUUUAACCAAACUUGGCCACAAUCAUCAUUGGGGUAUCUAGUUUAAAAAUUGUGUCCGGUGACCCCGCCAACUAACCAAGAUGGCCGCCAUGGCUAUAAAUAGAACAUAGGGGUAAAAUGCAGUUUUUGGCUUAUAACUCAAAAACCAAAGCAUUUAGGGCAAAUCUGACAUGGGGUAAUAUUGUUAAUCAGGUGAAGAUCUAUCUGCCCCGACAUUUUCAGAUGAAUCUGACAUUCUGUUGUUAGGUUGCUGCCCCUGAAUUGGUAAUUUUAAGGAAAUUUUGUUGUUUUUGGUUAUUAUCUUGAAUAUUAUUUCAGAUAGAGAUAAACUGUAAAAGGCAAUAAUGUUCAGCAAAGUAAGAUCUACAAAUAAGUCAACAUGACCAAAAUGAUCAGUUGACCACUUUAGGAGUUAUUGCCCUUUAUAGUCAAUUUUUAACCAUUUUUCGUAAAUCUUAGUAAUCUUUUAGAAAAAUCUUCUCCUCUGAAACUGCUGGGCCAAAUUAUUUGAAACUUGGCCACAAUCAUCAUUGGGGUAUCUAGUUUAAAAAUUGUGUCCGGUGACCCCGCCAACUAACCAAGAUGACCGCCAUGGCUAUAAAUAGAACAUAGGGGUAAAAUGCAGUUUUUGGCUUAUAACUCAAAAACCAAAGCAUUUAGAGCAAAUUUGACAUUGGGUAAAAUUGUUAAUCAGGUGAAGAUCUAUCUGCCCUGAAAUUUUCAGAUGAAUUGGACAACCUGUUUUGGGGUUGCGGCCCCUGAAUUGGUAAUUUGAAGGAAAUUUUGCUGUUUUUUGUUAUUAUAUUGAAUAUUAUUAUAGAUAUAGGUAAACUGUAAACAGCAAUAAUGUUCAGCAAGGUCAGAUUUACAAAUAAGUCAACAUGACCAAAAUGGUCAGUUGACCUCUUUAGGAGUUAUUGCCCUUUAAAGUCAAUUUUUAACCAUUUUUUCGUAAAUUUUAUAUAUCUUUUACUUAAAUCUUCUUCUCUGAAACUGCUGUGCCAAAUUGAUCCAAACUUGGCCACAAUCAUCUUUGGGGUUUCUUGUUUAAAAAAUGUGUGGCGUGACCUGGCCAUCAAACCAAGAUGGCCGCCACGGCUAAAAAUAGAACAUAGGGGUAAAAUGCAGUUUUUGGCUUAUAACUCAAAAACCAAAUAAUUUAGAGAAAAUCUGACAUGAAGUAAAAUUGUUAAUCAGGUCAAGAUCUAUCUGCCCUGAAAUUUUCAGAUGAAUUGGACAAACUGUUUUUUGGGUUGCGGCCCCUGAAUUGGUAAUUUUAAGGAAAUUUUGCUGUUUUUGGUUAUUAUAUUGAAUAUUAUUAUAGAUAUAGGUAAACUGUAAACAGCAAUAAUGUUCAGCAAAGUAAGAUCUACAAAUAAGUCAACAUGAACGAAAUGGUCAAUUGACCCCUGUAGGAGUUAUUGACCUUUGUAGUCAAUUUUCAAUCUGCUUCCUUUGUUUAAUAUUCACAUAGACCAAGGUGAGCGACACAGGCUCUUUAGAGCCUCUAGUUUAUUGUUAAAAUUAACAAAUAUUUUUCAUAUUAAUCAUUGUUUUCUGAAAUAUAUUUUUAUGUUUACCUUUAUAUUGCUUAUACCUCAUGUGUCAGUAUUUUAAUUUUACAAUAAUCAACUAUUUGAUGUACAAUGCAUGUAUAUAUUUGUUCUUUUACCUAAAUAUUUGUGUAGACUUGAUUAUCUGGUUCAUUUAUUAUUUUGCUGUAGAUUUAUCCUUUUAUUAUAUGUAUAUAAUUGGACAUUUAUAUAUGACUUAUUUUGUCAAAUAAAUUUAUGUUAACAA